AUGUGGCAGUUCAAUGCUAAUCGACUCACCAAGCAGUCGUGUGGCGAACAUCAUGCAACACUAAACUUUCCGAACGGAGGUGCGGAAGAAACUGGUACCUCCAGUGGAUCAACUGACCAACACAAUGCCAAAGCUGUUCGAUAUAUUGACCUCGGUCUUUACAACCGUUGUAACGAACAAAGUGGCGAAAUGACGGGAAAAUACCUAGAAUCAGACUAUGAGGCAAACAGAUAUAGUGGUGGGCGGUUUGAGCUUAAUCAUGUGAAUGUGACAAAUGUGACCCAACUGCAAACAGAUCCACUAACAACGAACAUUGAAACCCACCGAGAAAAUGGGAUUUUGGCUGCUCAGAAGUAA
Opisthorchis viverrini is the source of this 357-nucleotide messenger RNA. RefSeq lists its product as hypothetical. Lineage: Eukaryota; Metazoa; Platyhelminthes; Trematoda; Opisthorchiida; Opisthorchiidae. The transcript has 2 exons. The coding region runs from base 1 to 357 and encodes 118 amino acids. The record is from RefSeq and is a predicted model, not a curated record.